AUGGACGCGCUGUAUGCCAAGACCGACGAUGUGAUCGGGAAGGUGGACUUCGGCAUGUCACCGCCCCUGACCUACGAGCUGACACGGAAGUGGAGCAAGGACAAGAGCUUCCUCGAGAGCGCGGACGCCACAGUGAUCCCCUUCAGCUUCGAGCAAACGUGUCGCGCCGUGUCGUUGAUGAUACUCGCCCCCAGCUACAACGAUGAGCUCGAUGACCCGGACAACACGGCCAUCAGAACGUAUCGCCUCAACUUCUCGCGCGAGCUGGGGAACAGUGCGACUCUAGUAGUCUACAAUGCGGUCAAGAGGUACGUGGAAAAGGACCGCGCGGUGUUUGUGUGGCGUGCACUGGCAGAAGGUCAGGGCGAGUUCGACGGGCUGCACACAGUCGAGACUGCGUGGUUUGUGGUCCGUCCGCUCACCGCAGCUGAGGCUGAAGCUAAAGCUGGAGAGACUGAAGCACGCCACACCAAGGGCAGUAGUGCCAUGAUUUUGGAGAGCUACACCCGCUUGGUGCCGGUUGGGUUUGGUAGGCCGUCCGAUGACGACGCCCGCGCCAACAAGUUCAUUAAAAUUCUCGCCAAGGCGGACGAAGCAGACGUCAACGACAUGAAGCAAAUGCUGGGCAAACUGCUACUCGAUGAAGCUCGGGCAAACCCACUAGGAAGAUUAUGGUGCAGUUUUGGGUCAGAGUGA
Messenger RNA from Phytophthora sojae, 696 nucleotides. RefSeq lists its product as hypothetical. The coding region runs from base 1 to 696 and encodes 231 amino acids. The transcript has a single exon. The record is from RefSeq and is a predicted model, not a curated record. NCBI's taxonomy places the organism in Eukaryota, Oomycota, Peronosporomycetes, Peronosporales, Peronosporaceae.